GAGGGGAGGAGGGAUGCGUGGGGCGGGGGCGUCCUCGUCGUCGUCCUCGUCGUCUCUGGGGCCAGGGAGCCCUCUUCCCCCCGAAGCCCCGGCUGCAUAAAGAGCCCCGCCGCAGCCCUGACCGGCGCCCCAGCUGCCUGCCUGGUGCCUUGGUGGGGAGCCGAGGCUCCGGGGCUGGGUGCGGGAUGCGUCUGCUGGAGGCCCGGUUCCUCCUCCGCCGCCGCCGCUGUAGUCCGGAGGAGCAGAGCCGGGGAUGCUGCUUGGCGCCGGGGAGGAUGGCGAGGCCUCGGAGGAUGCAGCCCGGAGGGAGAGGGCCCCCUCGGCCUUAGCCCCAGCGGAGGAGGAGGAGGAGGAGGAGGAGGAGCAGACAAAGGAGAGCCCGGGAAGAAGGAGGAGAGGAGCAGGAGGACCGGGGGCCAGCAGGGACCCAGCCAGGCCCAGCAGGAGGAGAGGCGCCGCAGCCCCGGCUGCCCCCAGCGCCCCUCGGCUGCCGACCCGCCCCUGCCCCUCGGGGCCACUCUCUCAGCCCUCCAGGCCCAGCAGGGGCCCCAGUAGGAGCCUAGGGCAGCGCUGCCCACCCUCCGAGGAAGGCCCAUAGAAAGGAAGGCAGGCGGGCCCUGCCUGGGCCCUGGGUGGCCUCUCCCUUUCCCCACCUCCCCUCCCCAGAUCUCUCGGAGGAGCUUCCUUGUCUCCCUGCCUCCCUUCUGCCGGGGAUGGGUGUCCCGGGGGCCUCCGCGGGCGCCGGGCCCUGCUGCUUUUGCUGCUGCUGCUGCUCCAGGGCCCUCCAGGGCCCCAGCUAGGCCCCUCUCGACCCCCUCCCGGCCCCCUCCCUUCCCCCGAGGGGCGUCCAUGAUGUUCAAGUACCGGAUCCGCAUGUUCUUCAACGAGCUGAAGCUGCUGGUGCUGAUGCGUCGGGGCCGGCGGGAGGAGCCCGGCCGGGAGGACUCGGCGGGGGGCAGCCCGGGCCCCGGCUGCGGAUGGGCCCCCUUCGCCGACUGCGCCGCCCGGCAGGACGACGAGGCCGACUACUACGGCAGCGGGGCCGGGGGCACGGGGGCCAGGCCCAGGAGCCUGGCCCUGGAGGAGAAGGAGCCCCGGCCCCAGCCCGCCCCCAACGGACAGCCCCCCGCCAAUGCCAAUGCCCCGCAGAGCGGCCCGGCCCUGGACGCCGUCUCCCUCAGCAGCAGCCUCGACAGCGGCAUGAGGACCCCGCAGUGCCGCAUCUGCUUCCAGGGGCCCGAGCAGGGGGAGUUGUUGAGCCCGUGUCGCUGUGAUGGGUCCGUCCGUUGCACCCACCAGCCCUGCCUGAUUCGUUGGAUCAGCGAGAGGGGCUCCUGGAGUUGUGAGCUGUGCUAUUUCAAGUACCAGGUCUUAGCCAUUAGCACAAAGAACCCCUUGCAGUGGCAGGCCAUUUCCCUGACAGUGAUUGAAAAGGUGCAGAUUGCAGCAAUCAUCUUGGGUUCGCUCUUCCUCAUCGCCAGCAUCUCAUGGCUCAUCUGGUCAUCCCUUAGCCCCUCAGCCAAAUGGCAGCGGCAGGACCUACUUUUCCAGAUCUGCUAUGGGAUGUACGGCUUUAUGGACAUUGUGUGCAUAGGUCUGAUUAUCCACGAGGGAUCCUCUGUGUAUCGAAUAUUUAAGCGCUGGCAGGCGGUGAACCAGCAGUGGAAGGUGCUGAAUUAUGACAAGGCCAAGGACCUGGGGGAACCAAUUGGUGGGAGCACAAAGCCCGGAGGGCGGAAUUCACGGACGAACCCUUCCUCAGGGAGUGAGAGGAACUCCCAACGGGGCCAGCGGGUUAGGACUAUUUUGAACCAUCACUGUGGUUACACAAUUCUGCACAUUCUCAGCCACCUGCGGCCUAACGAACAUCGUGGGGGCUCUGGUUCCAGCCGUGAGGUUGUUAUGAGGGUGACGACUGUAUAAUAACAGCCUAUGGGGCCUUUGCCAAGUGGGAGAGGCUCCGCUGUUCCCAUGAAAGGAAGAGGCCCAUGCCUUCACUUCCGCACAGGCUCCGUUUUGAGCCCCUACAGGGCAGACCGCACGCUGUAUACUGUCCGAUGCAGGGGGUCCUGGGAUCUGUGGCAUUGCCGCGGACCCUGCCCGCCUCUUCCUCAUUGUGCGUGGGGAGUGCCUCAGCUGGGUUGCACCUUCCUACCCUCCCAUCAAUGUGAAUUAUUUUCUUCCCUCUCCUUCCAGGCUUGUGGUAAAAGGAGAGACCUCCUCCUCUCAGCUCUCCUUGUUAUGACUAAAUUCCUUGGAAGUGUGAUGGGGUUUUAUUUAUUUGAUUUUUUAAAAACCGCUCCUACCGGGAUCCUUCUGGAUGUGUUGUGGUGCCGAACGGCCCAGAAAUUUGAAAACAUUUUUACCUCAUCUUUCAACGGAAAUCCUGCCAGAAGACCCAUGCCUUUCCAGCCAUCCCAUUGGUCUCUCUCUGUCCAGGAGAUGCCAACCAGAGAGGUUUUGAACUUUUACCCAUCCAAAAAAAAAAUAUGGUGCAAUAAACAUGUUUCUUAAAGCAAAAUGGCAUUUCGCAAUAAGAUACCUGUACAUUUCAUCUUUAAUUUAAUGCAUGAAAAUGGG
Sceloporus undulatus (fence lizard) is the source of this 2580-nucleotide messenger RNA. RefSeq names its product membrane associated ring-CH-type finger 9 (gene MARCHF9). Gene Ontology annotation, molecular function: zinc ion binding; ubiquitin-protein transferase activity. The record is from RefSeq and is a predicted model, not a curated record. Bases 850 to 1923 code for a protein of 357 amino acids. Lineage: Eukaryota; Metazoa; Chordata; Lepidosauria; Squamata; Phrynosomatidae. The transcript is spliced from 4 exons. Gene Ontology annotation, biological process: protein ubiquitination.